Molecule: messenger RNA, 657 nt
Organism: Fraxinus pennsylvanica
Lineage: Eukaryota; Viridiplantae; Streptophyta; Magnoliopsida; Lamiales; Oleaceae
Source: the annotation of a GenBank genome assembly
AUGGAUUUUUCCUACAAAAAUGUGAGUUUUCUUGUAGUAUUCUUGAUUGCUGCUCACUUUUUUCAGCUAUGUUGUGCUGAUCCUACAGAUGGGUUCACCAAUGUGCCAUUAACAGAAGAAAAUUUCGAAAUCCAAAGGCCAUAUGAUAUACCCCUUGAAGAGAGAUACAGCUUCGUAAAUGGAACUCAUCGGCUAUGGGUUUAUGCAGACGAUAAGCCACACGAUCCCAACAGCCACACACAGCCACGAACAGAAGUCAGGAUACGUGGCCUUGAUUACUAUUCUGGUGUAUGGCAAUUUGAAGGCCAUGCCUUUGUGCCAAAUGGAACUUCUGGUGCCACAAUUUUGCAAAUUCAUGGUGCAUCCCAUGGGGCGACAACGAUAAUAUUAAGAAUCUACAAUGGAGACAUGAGAUACUACAGCGGUCAAGUGGUGGCAACGGACCUGUACGAUAAAUGGUUUCGGGUUAAUCUGAUACACGACGUCAAUGGAGGGAAGUUGACAUUAUUUCUUGAUGGUGUAGAGAAGUUUGAGACGAAAGAUCAAGGGCCAGGGGACUUAUAUUUCAAGUGUGGAGUUUAUGCUGCACCAGCAAAUAUCAGUUACUAUAUGGAAUCAAGGUGGAGAGAUAUCAAAAUAUACAAGAAGUGCUACUAA